UCCAGGACGUGGCGAUGUGUGCGUUUGAUACGCUGUGUCUUGCAAACCCAAAAGACUGGAGCUGUUUGAAGAUUAUGUAAAAAUAAAGGUGCAGAUACCCUUGAAAGAGAGGAAUAAUGGGACCAGGCAUUCAAGAAUAUCCCUUAUUGCUGCACAGAGAGACACAGCAGAAGGGAAGCCACAGCCACACCAAUGAAAACCACAAAGGAAUGGUAAAUUACAGCAAUGGAAAAAGCCAUCCGAGCACCAAAGGACUAAAUAAACCAAUUUCUUAUGUGAAAUCUUCUCCUGGAAGAUUGGGCAAAAAUGUAUCAAGUGCCAUUGAAAAGAUUUCCCCUGACACUCAAGAUGGUAACCAACCAAAUGUUCUUAAGAAGGGAAGGAACCAGCUGGACAGCAGCACUCAGUCCAAAAGGAUCCCGAGUGUUUGCCCAUCACUGCACAGUGUGCAAGGACCAAAGAGGAGUCUCCCAGAAAGAAGGCAGAAUGAAUCUUUGCUGCACAGGAUCCCUCCAAGCACAAAGGGCAGCACACAAGGAAACUUCUGUAGGGUUAAAGAUGUCCCAGUGCAACAUUUUUAUUGCAGUAAAAAAGAACAAUUGGAAAAGAAUCACGAAGAACCUGUUGCUGGAGCCAGUCCAGGCCCUUCUAAAUGGCAAGAAGCAUCUGUAAGUGAAAUGUUUCUUGAUUUUGAAUCAGUACAAAUUAUUAAAGAAGAUGCUGAAGAUGAUAGUGCCAGUGACCUCUCUGAUUCAGAAAGGAUUCCCAUUCCCCCCUCUCCCUGCACUCCACCAGAACUCAUUCUCCGAGCUGAAGAGAUCGAUCCGGAUUGUUUGGAACAUGUCCCUGAAAUGGGUUUUAAAGAGUCAGAAUAUUACUACCCAGACUUUCUCCCACCCCCUUUCAACUCCUGGGACUUGAAGCAGCUGGCCAUCUUUGUCCACGUGGAAGGGAAAGCUGAUUUCCGGCCGAAGCCAACGGGAUUUUUGGAGAAAUACCUGGAGCGCCUGGUGCAGCUGGAGUGGCUGCAGAUGCAGACGGUGCAGAACGAGAGGGGGAAGGCAGCCAAGGGACGGCCCCAGACUGCUCCCAGCUCCACCCGUGCCCUGAAGAGCCCUGGCAAAGGCAAGGCAUUGCUCAGCCCUGUGCCCAACAGGCAAGUGGUGCCCCAGGAUAGUGUUGCCAAGCUGCCCAGGAGCUGUUUGGGUCACAGGGGGGAUCCCCACUGUGAGGGAAGUCGCCAGUUACAUUCUCAUCCAGGUCACUUGAGGCCGGCGGAGAGAACGGGAUGUGCAGCACCUUCUCAGAGACAGGCUGGUGACGCAAGGAGCGAACUGAAAAAGAAACCAGCUGCAAAGCAACAGCUGCUCAACCUGCAGCCCUCCGAGAACGGCUCUAAAAUCCAAAGUGUUGGUAAUAUCAGACCCCCCAAGCAAAGCCCAGCGUUCCACGGUGCAGCUGCUCCCAUCAAAGGCUUCAAAACAUACACGUGCACAAAUCCAAAGAAAAACGGCAGCGCCAGCAGUUGUGUCCCUCCUAAAAAACCAGCGGGGGACAGGAAAAUCAAGACAAAUGGCACAAAGCAAACGUCACACAAAUUCAAGUGAAGGAAAAUCCAGUAGGAAACGUUGCUGCUUUCGGCCGAUGCGGGAGGGUUUUCUUCGUAGGAAGAUCCUGAGGAAAUGCGUUCUGGAUUCCGAGUCAGCGCUCUUCAUUUCUGUACAUUUGAUCUUAAGCCAGCAAGGCCAGCAGGAAAUUUUUUCCCUGAAGGCAAGUGUCUUCCAUUGGUCUUUCCUCCAAAAUAUUUACAAUUGCUCAACGAAGGUAACAAUAGCACAGGGUGAAGUUCAGAGAAAUAUAUAUUUGCACCAGUGUGUUGAAGGCUGUGGUGUUCCUUGUGCUUACCAUGGUGUUUUUGAGGGAAUAGGGUCCAUGCUCUUUUUUUCUUGCUGUUUUAUGGGGCAGGUUUGAUGAUGGUGUUUUCUGAUGGAAAGGGCUCAGCUGUUUUAUGUAAAAUAAUGGAGCCUGCUAUCUAUGCAAAGCCAACUCUAAUUCUUCACAGAAGAUGAUGAAUUGGAUUUUUUUGAUGAAAUAGAUGCUAUUUUUUUGAGAAGACGAAGAAUGGAGAUAAUGUUUUGAAAUAUUUUAAUGCAGAAAGGAUCUUUUUAAGACAAAAUAUUAGGGAGCAGACAGCUUCAAUAGUUACAGAUUAAGAAAAUGGAAUGUGUAUUUUUGUACCUGGAAUCUUCACUGUGUUUACAGAGGCUGUCCUGGAAGUUCAUUUUGUAAGUCUUGAUGCUUUUUGUCUUUUGAGGAAAUGAUCAAAUUUCAAAUUGCACAUGGAUAUAUUUGAGUAAUGCAAAGUGAGGGUAUUACCAGAGACUGUGUGGCCUAAUUUGCAGGACUGGUGACCUCUCAAAUUCUAAAAGAUAAACUCUUAGGGGAAAAAUUUAAAGAGUAUUUUAAAUUCAAGUAAAGAUACAUUUUGAUACAGAAGAUACCUAUUUUCAGUCACCCAAAAUGACUGUUAUUUAUCCCAUGGUCCAGUCUAGCUUGGCUUCCUAUUUCAAGGUUUAGUGAGGUGACAUGGGGAAAUAUCCUACAGAAGAAAGUUGUACAACCAGGAUUGGGUCCUGUCCUUGGACCCUCUGUCUUCUCUUGUGUCUGUGAGAUACAAGAGAAUACAAAGGACAGUUCAGACAAUAUUCAUCUGUCCGUCCAUCUGUUACAAUUCCAACUCAGUCACAGCAGCUGGGGACAUGAUCUUAUUUAAAUUAAAUUCUAGAGGAUGUUUUGUAUUUUCAUUUAAAAAUGCAAUCCUGGUCAGCAUUAAAUUCACCCUCAGCCACCCAGUUACAGUGUUCAUGAGCAGUGAGCUGAGGUCUGAUGGACCAGAUCUUACAAGUGGAUCCUUCACAUUGUGAUAGAAAACAGAAAAAGUAGCAAAUACUAAAGAGUACAUCAUGUAUAUAGCUAAAUUGCACUUCUCUUGGUGAGCUCAUCUUGGUUUUAAGAUGCUUAGCUGUUUCUAUUCUUCAUUGUGCCUACCAGAUCUUCAGCUUUGUUAAAUUUCAAAGCAUGGAUUUAUAUAUAGGUAGUUUAAAAUGUGAGAAUCUUAAUAAAUGUAGUAAUAAACCUAGAGUAUUUUACAGUACAUAAAAACAUUGCUCAGGAAUAGUCUUAAGAAAUAUUUUUAGUGGUUUUUUUCUUAGUCUGCUGGAGACCAAAUGUGAAAUUUUAAAUUGGUAAAGGAAACAAAUAUAAUGGUAUCACGUUUCCAGAUUCAGUAUUUGUGAAAUUACAGUUAAAAUGUAGUUGCAUGUACAUUGAGCUCUAUGCAAUUAAAGUGAAACUUAAUCUGACAUGCUCAAAGAUCAAAGAAAUUGGCUGUCUCAGAGGUGGGAUGGACUCAGAGGGUGGAACUGAACACCAGCAGCUACAGAGGACCAGCACAUCCCAUUGUCACUGUUUCACCCCUUUGUUUUGGCCCAGCCUCAUCACUUAUUUCAGCUUUUUUAGAUGAAAAGUUCCUGCAUCCAAUGCUUCUAUUUCAAGCUCUGGCCAAGUUUUGCAAGCCUGCCUUAGUCGAGUUUUCCUGAUUCACUUUCACAGCAGUGAAAGGUCGAGCUGCUCUUGCCAAUGAGUUCAGUGCACUGUUCUAGGCCACUGUUCUAAGCACAAAAAUCGAGCAGGAUCCAGGCAAUAAUCAGAAUAGCAGGUUUUUAAACAAAUUCUGUUAGGUGCAGUCAUUAAUUCAGCAUGUUGUUACAGCACUGAAUAUUAGUGUAUGCUAAAUUUUCCUAUGAAAUCUUACUGUGUAUUGAUGCUUUCCUGGGUUCUAAGGAGGGCAUGUAGAUACAGGCACAUUUUGCAUGAUCACUGCUUAAAGAAUAAAUAAGCAACAUUUCAAUCAGAAAACAGAUGAAAGGUGAUUGGCACUGAGAAAAGUUUGUUAUCACAGAGGUAGGAAAGUUUUGUUUUAAUAUAGUGCUUGUGAUCUGGUGGACAUCAGGUUGUUUUUGGAGAUAAAAAGUGAAGCAGGUGGAGAUGGUGAGGCCACUUCAAAUAAGUCUGAAUACUUGCUCAUCAUUCAGCUGGGUGUGACCUGGCCAAGUAAGUUUGUCUCACGUGAUAAUCACAUCCAUCUAAUUUCUGUUCACUGAUUUGAUACUUCUAUAGUUGUCUUUGUUCACACACAGAAAUAGAAAUUCUGUGUUUGCCUCCACAAACAGCUCUUGGCCUGAGCAGACCUGCAAGGGUUAGGCUUUAUCCUGUUUCCAUUUUGACUUGGCUGUGUUCUGGGUCUACAAAUAAGAAGAGCUCUUUUUGUGAAGAGGAAUAUGGUUUAUGCUUCCUUCAUUUUGUAUUGAUGUAUAUUGUCUUUAGAAGCCCUUCUGAAUAUAGCAGAAGAUUUUAUUCCAUCAAAUACAUUCAGUUUAAAAUUAUUUAAUUAAGAUAGAUCCAUAGCAUAGUGUGUGGCUAUUAUAUUUUUUUUACUAUCUGUGUGUCUAAGCCUGGCGUUGGUGAUGCUUCUUGAAGAACAAGUUGCUGUGAUGUGAGAUAUUUAAACAGAGAGAUUUAUUUUUUUUGCUAGAGGAUGUCAGGGUUUAAUGUUCUGCAGUGUUACCUACAGAAUAAAUAUGCUCAGGUUGCAUUUUAGGUAAACAGCCAGAUUGUUCUUCAGUUACACAACUCUGAACAGCUCAGAUGUUUUCAAUGAAAUUACCCUGUUACAAAAGUGUGAACAGAGUUUUACUCCAAUAUGUAUAAACUGCUUUCCUUAGUAAUGCUGAACUGUAUUUUUAAUGUAUCACACAAAGAAAUGUAAAGCAAUACUGUUUUUCUCUUGACACAUUUCUUUCUUCUGCAUUACUUGCAUCUCAUACUGUGAUCAGUUAAAAGUUUUACCUCCUCUGCACCAUAAUCCCAUUACUGCUCAUGUCCUUUCUGUGUUUCAUUUAUUGUUUGAGGUAAUUUUAUCUUGAAUUUGCUAUUUAAAGGAUCUUGGUAGAAGUUUGAGAGAAUUUUGGCAGUUUUUUCAGUCAGUCUGUGACACCCUUUCUUGGAGCUGAUAUUAUAGUUGAAAUUUCUGCAAAAUGGAGUUGCCUAGAAUGUACUAUUUUUUGCCUUAUUUUAAAGGUGUUGAGCCUUUGUUGCUCCCAUUGCAUCGGUUGUUUUUCAUCUGAAAAAUAAACAGACCACUCUGGAAGGACUGAACUCGAUUAACUGAGUGUUUGCAGCCCAGCUUUUGAUGUUGAUAAUCAUGUAUUGUUAUUUAUUUGAACUUUUUGUGAAUAUUUUUGCUAGCAAUUUCAUUGGGAGGUGAUCUUGUAAUUCAAAGUUACUGUAUAUUUGCUACAUUAAAAGUGAGAUACUGCCUGUUUGGUA
This is a messenger RNA of Corapipo altera (White-ruffed manakin), 5388 nucleotides long. RefSeq names its product family with sequence similarity 217 member B (gene FAM217B). The transcript has 4 exons. The coding region runs from base 117 to 1607 and encodes 496 amino acids. The record is from RefSeq and is a predicted model, not a curated record. Lineage: Eukaryota; Metazoa; Chordata; Aves; Passeriformes; Pipridae.